AUGCCGACUCAAGUGCUCCAUAGCAAUAGCACCGUCAAAAACGUACUGCAGAUAAUGAACGCCGAACCGUCCUCGGCGCCCAACAACAAUUCUCAACAGCAUCUAAUGAAUGACGAGACGGCAGGUGGUCGUCCACCGAUCACCGGCAGACAGAAAAUCACGGUCGUUAUACUGUGCUUUGUCAACUUGAUAAACUACAUGGACCGGUACACAAUCGCAGGUAUUCUAGUCGAUAUUCAACGCCAAUUUAAAAUCGGAGACGACAAAGGUGGCCUAUUGCAAACCGCAUUCGUCAUAAGUUAUAUGAUAUGCGCUCCGGCCUUUGGCUAUCUAGGAGAUAGAUACAACAGAAAAUACAUAAUGGCUUUUGGCGUGUUUCUGUGGUCAUUAACUACAUUUGUCGGUUCUUAUAUGAACGAAUAUUAUUUAUUUUUGUUCUUCCGAAGUUUGGUGGGUGUCGGUGAAGCUAGUUAUUCGACUAUUGCGCCUACAAUUAUAAGUGAUAUGUUCGUUAAGGACGUGAGGUCGAAAAUGUUGGCUCUAUUUUAUUUUGCCAUACCCGUGGGAAGUGGUUUGGGCUAUAUUGUCGGCUCGGAAACUGCUAGGAUUCUCGGUUCUUGGCACUGGGGAUUGCGCGUCACGCCGCUGCUCGGCAUGUUGGCCGUCCUCUUGAUUUUGUUCGUUAUGGAAGAACCCGAACGAGGUCAGAGCGAAGGGUAUUCUCACUUGACCACAACGUCUUGGUCUGAGGACAUACAAUUAUUGUGUCGGAAUCGGAGUUUUAUGUUAUCCACUGCCGGAUUCACUUGCGUGGCUUUUGUCACAGGUUCUUUGGCCUGGUGGGGUCCCCAAAUUAUGUGGUCGGGACUUAAAAUGCAAAAAGGUUACGAAGACGUGACGAUAAACAGCGUAUCACUGAACUUUGGAAUAAUAGCUAUGGCUGCCGGUCUUAUCGGCGUGCCUUUAGGCUCAUACAUGGCUCAACGGCUGAAAGUGCACUAUCCUAAAGCAGACCCUUUGAUCUGCGCCGUUGGGCUUCUGAUAUCGGCUCCACUCCUGUUUCUGGGACUAGCGCUUGCAGACAAAUACAAUUAUCUCGUGCUGGUUUUGAUAUUCUUUGGUCAAGUAUCACUGAAUCUUAAUUGGUCGAUCGUAGCCGAUAUACUAUUAUAUGUCGUCAGUCCUACUAGACGAUCAACAGCUGAAGCAUUUCAAAUUUUGUUUUCACAUGCAUUUGGAGAUGCUGGUAGCCCAUACCUCAUUGGAGUGAUUUCAGAAAUUUUAAAAAAAUUCUUUGCAAAAGGGACCAUACCAGUACUCUUGGCUUCUAUGACAUUAGCCAGUAAUAAUUUACAAACCUCCAGUGGUGACAAACAAGAUAACAUUAACAACUUCCAUAGUCUUCAAUAUGCAUUGUUCAUUACAAGUUUUGUUGAAGUAUUAGGAGCAAUGUUUUUCUUCUUUACUGCUUCCUAUAUUGUCAAGGACAAGGAAUUAGCAGAAACAGAGACUCCAGAUAAUGGACCAGAUACUGUUCAAAACAGGUAUCCCGUGGACGAAACACGUUUGCACGGUCAUUCCAAUCCCCGUUUUGUAGCCUAA
Molecule: messenger RNA, 1602 nt
Organism: Macrosiphum euphorbiae (potato aphid)
Lineage: Eukaryota; Metazoa; Arthropoda; Insecta; Hemiptera; Aphididae
Source: the annotation of a GenBank genome assembly